AUGAAAACAUUAUAUCACGAAGAUAUAAUAAUUUUCUUAUCAAUAGAAAGUUUAGAAGAAAUCCUAAGCGUGUUUAAAAAUAUCGGAGGAAUAAAAGGACGUUUUCAUAAAUUUAUAAGUUUUAAAAAUAAAUCAGAUAUAUCUUUUUUUUUUAAUUCUAGGGAUUAUUUAUUUUUAAAAAAGGAACCAGGUAAAAUAAUAGACGAAAAGUAUAAAUUAUUAACAAACAAUAAGGUAGAUGACAAAAAUAUACAUGAAAAUAAUACAUUUGAAGAUAAAAAUAUAUGUGAAAAACAAACAAACAUAGAUGUAGAACCUAGAGGGCCAUUUGAAAAAGGAGAAGAAAAAAUACUUGAAGCUAUAUCGUUAGAAAAUAAACAGAACAAUGCAAAAGACAUAAAUGAUUGCAGGUUACACAUUUCCAAAAAUAAAAAUGUAGAAAAUGAAGAAGAUAAUAAUAAUUUAAAAAAAACGGAAAACAAAAAUGAUAGCAAAAUUUCCAAUCUUAAAUAUACAUAUGAUGAAUAUGAAAUGAUUAUUGAAGAAGUUUAUAAACAUUUAUAUAAAAACGAAACAUAUACACCUAUGUCAGAAAAAAACAAAAUGGUAAUUGAACUUAUUAUAGAAACUAUAAUUUAUGGAAAUAAAAUAAAAUUAAAUAUUUACAAACUGAAUUUAUUCAUAUCAAUUGUAAUCAUGACCUUGUAUCAAAUUAUGGAAAACUUAGGUGUAAAAGAAAAAAAAAAAAAAAAAACUAUAAAUUAUUUUAUAACUUUAUUAAAGAAAAAUAUACAGUAUAAUAAUUCACCUGAACAAAAUAAAAAAAUAAAAGAUACACAAAAUAAUACACGUUCUGAAGUAAAUAUAAAUACCCAUAAUGAAAAACAUAUAACUAUUCCAAAUCAAGAAAAGGAUAAUGACAAUAAUGUAAAGAAUAAUAAUACGAUUAUAAAAAAUGAUAAUAAGGAUAUUAUAAAAAUCAAAAAAAAUACUAUAAAAAAUGAUAAAAGAAAACAAAGUAGUAACACAAGUAUGAAUCUUAAAGAUACAAAGGAAGACAACAUUUUAAUAAAUAGUACUAAUGAAGUUAAAAUAAAUGAAGAAAAAGAAACCAAAAAUGACAUAAUAUUUUUUAAUUAUGAAGAAGCAAAAUAUAUAAUAAAAUAUAUGUUUGAAAAUAUUUUCUCUAUAUAUAACAUCUUAGAAUAUAUGUUUUUAUUUCCAUCUUAUCCAGUUCAUUUGUGUUUCACAAAUUACUGUUCUUUUGUAUCUCCCCCUGAGCCCUUAUCUUUAAAGGAUGAAAUAAAGGAAGAUGAACAAAGGAAUGAAGACAAUAAGUUCAGUACUAAUGCUUAUAUUUCCCACGUGUUACAUAUACCUUUAUAUGUACUUGACAAGUUUUACAAUAACCUUAAUGAUUUACAAGAAAAAAUCGAUAAUGCUUUAACAUUAAUGUAA
Molecule: messenger RNA, 1458 nt
Organism: Plasmodium reichenowi
Lineage: Eukaryota; Apicomplexa; Aconoidasida; Haemosporida; Plasmodiidae
Exons: 2
Coding region: 1-1458 (485 amino acids)
Source: RefSeq, a predicted model, not a curated record